Messenger RNA from Sinocyclocheilus anshuiensis, 2432 nucleotides. RefSeq names its product protocadherin alpha-3-like. Gene Ontology annotation, cellular component: plasma membrane. The record is from RefSeq and is a predicted model, not a curated record. The transcript has a single exon. Gene Ontology annotation, molecular function: calcium ion binding. Bases 9 to 2384 code for a protein of 791 amino acids. NCBI's taxonomy places the organism in Eukaryota, Metazoa, Chordata, Actinopteri, Cypriniformes, Cyprinidae. Gene Ontology annotation, biological process: homophilic cell-cell adhesion.
UCUGCAAAAUGGAACAAAGAAAAUACGCGCAAUGGCCAAUGGAGCACACGAAAUUUACUCUCUUGGCUGCACUGCUUGUGUUUGGUGCGAUGGGACGAGAGCAAAUUCAGUACUCAAUCUCAGAGGAGCAGAAGGACGGAGCUGCUGUGGGAAAUAUCGCGAAGGAUUUGGGCAUAGAUCAUCGAACCUUAAAAGAGCGAGGAUUUCGGAUCGUCUCGACCUCAGGCGAGUCCAUGUUCAGUGUGAAUCAGAAUGACGGUGUCUUGUAUGUGAACGGUAAAAUAGACAGAGAAGAGGUAUGCGAGAGGAGCACCCCAUGUUUAAUUAAUCUGAAAAUCGCUUUAGAAAACCCACUUGAAAUCCACUAUGUAACUAUAGAGAUUCUGGACAUAAAUGACCACGCUCCGAGUUUUCCUGAGAGCGAGAUGCAUUUAGAGAUCGGAGAAUCUGCCCUUCCCGGCACCCGAUUUCAGCUUGAGGCUGCGCGCGAUUCUGAUAGUGGAAGUAAUUCUGUGCAUCAUUACAAACUCAGUCAUAACGAUAAUUUCCGCCUUGAAGUCAAAGAUCGUGGAGAAGACGGUAAAAUUCCCAUCUUGAUUUUACAAAAACCUUUAGACCGAGAGGUUAUUCGAAACAUUACAUUGCAGUUAAUUGCUGUCGAUGGGGGAAAGCCUGCCAAGUCUGGGACAAUGGAGAUAACUAUUAACGUUUUAGAUAUAAACGAUAACGUGCCAGUGUUUACAAAAGAUGUUUAUUCGGUCAUGCUGAAUGAAAAUGCACCUAUUGGUACAACUGUAAUACAGAUCAACGCCACAGAUUUGGAUGAGGGCCCGAAUGGUGACAUAGUUUAUUCAUUUGGUAAAAGCGUUAAUAGUAAAGCAAGAAAACUGUUUGAUAUUAACACCGUCACUGGUGAGAUAACCGUAAAGGGGCUAUUAGAUUAUGAGGACAAAGACAGCUAUGAGAUUGAUAUACAAGCAUCUGACAAGGGACUAAUUCCAAUGAUUACUGAUAAGAGCGUGACCAUAAAAAUAGUUGAUGUAAAUGAUAAUGCUCCAGAAAUAGAGGUCACAUCAUUUUCAAACUCCAUUCCAGAGGAUUCUAAAACUGGUACUACAGUGGCUUUGAUUAGUGUUUCUGAUUUAGACUCUGGACUUAAUGGCAAAGUCACUUGUUCUUUAGAAGAUAACAUGCCUUUCAAACUAAUAGCUUCUUCACAGCAUAGCACAUAUUCAUUGGUUACCACCUCACCUUUAGACAGAGAAACAAAGUUUCAGUAUUACAUCACAUUAACUGCAAAAGAUUUGGGUCAGCCAUCAUUAUCUUCUCUUAAAACUAUAACUGUUCUGAUAUCAGAUGUAAAUGACAAUAGUCCCGAAUUCUCAUUUUCCCCGUAUGCAUUUUAUGUGAUGGAAAAUAAUGUGCCAAGCAAAUUUUUAUUUUCUGUGUCUGCUACUGACAAAGACUCUAAUGAAAAUGCUAUUCUUAGCUAUCACAUAUGGAGAGAAAGUAGUGAGGAAAACAAAUAUACGUCCUUCAUUAAUAUUAACUCUGAAAAUGGGGAGAUUUAUGCACUAAAGAGCUUCGACUUUGAAACUGUUAAAACAUUCCAGUUCCACGUUCUCGCAACAGACUCUGGAACUCCGUCUCUGAGCAGUAACGUGACAGUGAACGUGUUUAUUCUGGAUCAGAACGACAACGUUCCAGUGAUCUUAUAUCCAGUCAGCGCUAACGGUUCUGCUGAGGGUGUGGAAGAGAUUCCCCGUAAUGUGAACGCAGGUCAUUUGGUGACUAAAGUCAGAGCCUAUGACGCAGAUAUAGGAUACAACGGCUGGUUAUUAUUUUCACUGCAGGAAGUUAGUGACCACAGUCUCUUUGGUUUGGACCGCUAUACAGGACAGAUAAGGACCCUUCGCUCAUUCACAGAAACAGACGAGGCCCAGCAUAAACUGCUCAUACUGGUCAAAGACAAUGGGAACAUUUCACUCUCAGCAACAGCGACUGUGAUUGUCAAAGUUGUGGAGCCCAAAGAGGCUUUUGCAGCUUCUGAUGUGAAAAACGCAGUAAAAGACGAGGAGGAAAACAACGUGACAUUUUAUUUGAUGAUCACUCUGGGCUCGGUUUCGGUGCUUUUUGUCAUCAGCAUCAUCGUGUUGAUUAUAAUGCAGUGCUCUAAAUCAACAGACUAUUCGUCCAAGUAUUUACAGGACACAAAUUACGACGGGACUCUGUGUCACAGCAUCCAGUACAGAUCCGGAGACAAACGGUACAUGUUAGUUGGACCCAGAAUGAGUAUCGGCUCUACUAUAGUUCCUGGCAGUAAUGGAAAUACUCUAGUCAUCCCAGAUCGCAGGAGGAGAUGUUUUGGGGAGGUAAGCAAAUGACUUGUGCAUCUGUGUAUUAGUUGUACGAAACAAUCUUAAGGCAGAUGU